Diabrotica balteata is the source of this 1230-nucleotide messenger RNA. Lineage: Eukaryota; Metazoa; Arthropoda; Insecta; Coleoptera; Chrysomelidae. The record is from the annotation of a GenBank genome assembly.
AUGAUUAAUAUUUUAGGUAGGCGAAGAAAACCCAUCGAAAAAAAUAAAAAAUCUAGUUCCAAAAAACCGCCAUCUGAAGAAACCAGUGAGGAAACAGUAUCAAAAGAACACAAAACAAAAUCAGACACAAGGACAAUUAUAAAACCAGUCAGUGGAACCAUAUAUGACAGACCACGUGUAGCUCCCAAAAUUAAACUCCCCGUACCGAAAAAUGAAGCCAACAAAUAUGCUUACAAACCAUAUUCAACUACAAAAACGACUCAAAAGGAAAAUUAUGAAUAUGAAAAUUAUGAAGAAGAAUCAAAAUCAAAUAAAAAUAAAGAACCUGAUAAGAAAAAGCAAGUUGUGGUUGAAAAUAAACCAUUAGAUGACAUGGAAUCGGGAAGAAACCAUAAAAACUCCGAUGAAGAUUAUUACUAUGACGAAUACGAAGAAGACGAUGUAUCGUUGUCAGAUAGCAAAGAAAAGGAAAAAGUAAAAGAACAAUCAUUAUUUUCUAGUAAUAAAGAAAAAUCGGCACAUAACACAAAUUUAAAAGCACAAUCUACAUCUACAACAAGUACCACAACUACAACUACAACAACCACCACAACAACAACUACAACCACAGAGAAACCUAUUUCGAUUAUGGAUAGCGAACCAUUAAGUCAUUUAGACCAGCCUGUUAUAAUUAGAGGUUUACAUCCCGUAGGAUCACGAGCCUUGCCCCAAAAUGUAGAAGAUAGUAUAGAGGCCGAAGGACUAACUGAGCCGAAAUACGAAAAGAAUUUUAGGCCUGUGUCUACGACUGCAAAAUCACUGGAAAAGGAAGAGGUUAAAAUGGAAUCAGUCCGAACUGAUUACUUGGAUCUUAGGGCACCUCAGCCAUCAAAAUCGCAGUAUAAGAAUCCUCUUGAUAUUAACCUUGAAGACUAUGAUGUUACUCUUAAUGAUGCACUCAACCCGACUCUACCUAAUCUUCCAGUUCGAAGCUACCCUACAGGAUUUGACGUGUCUAAUGAUUAUUCUUACAAUUAUCAAAAAAGUAAUAGAUUCGUUCCUGAUCAAGCUGCCGCAACAGCAACUACGAAUUAUGCGUUUAAACCAAAACCGGUAAAUCAACGAUAUGAACCAAUGCAAGUACAACGGGAACAUCAAUCUAGCAAUAAUUUCAGAAAUUACUAUAGUGUGAUCGAAGACUACAGAGCUAGGCCAAUUCAAAAUACACAAGCCUAUUAUACGAGGUUUUAA